Molecule: messenger RNA, 834 nt
Organism: Colletotrichum abscissum
Lineage: Eukaryota; Fungi; Ascomycota; Sordariomycetes; Glomerellales; Glomerellaceae
Exons: 2
Coding region: 1-834 (277 amino acids)
Source: RefSeq, a predicted model, not a curated record
AUGGUUUCCUCCAAUCUCAUCGCUCUCCUGAUGGCCUCGGCCGUCAGCGCCGCUCCCUUCUUCUCGGUCCCGCUCCACGAGCGUGGCAUCAAUCUCACCAAGUGGACUCCUGACCACAGAGUAACCGACAAUGAGAUUGUUCUCCUGACCAACGGCGAGGAAAAGAUCAUCAAGACCGAGGACUGGUACAAGCUCCUCGAUGACGAAGGCAUCCUCAGCGAGGCCCCGGAGAUCGAUCAUGACUGGAUCGAGUCCGCCGCCAACAUGUCCGCGCUCGAGUACGACCCCUCCGUCCACGAGAAGCGCGACUGCGCCUACACCACCUCCACCAUCAUCGACAAGACUGAGCGCUUCGUCGACUGGGACGUGCAGAUGUCCCCCGUUGUCAUCGGGCCCCGCGGCGGUAUGGAUCUUACGGUCUCCAAGUCUUACUCCAUCGCCAACUCGGUCUCGCUCUCUGCCGGCCUCACCCUUACCGGCACCAAGAGCAUGAUUGUCGACGCCAUCAGCCGCGGCACUGGCGCCGCCGCCCCUAACGUUGGCAUCAGCCUCACCCGCACCUGGACCACCAUGUCCGGCAAUCUCAUCCGCGGCAACGUCGGCGAGGGCUACACUGGUGUCGUCAUCACCACCCCCUGGACCACCCGCCGCUACGGCCGCUUCUUCCAGGGCUGCAUCGGCUCCCUGCGCCAGACCGGUACUUGGAUGGCUGACACCCACGACGAGGGCUCCUACGAGGGCGUCAGCUGGGUCUCCGGCGCCAUCACCGUCUGCAGCAAGAAGCAGAGCUGGAUCCCUCUUACCCGCUGCCAUGGCCAGGGUGAGUUCCGCUAA